Rotaria sordida is the source of this 1293-nucleotide messenger RNA. NCBI's taxonomy places the organism in Eukaryota, Metazoa, Rotifera, Eurotatoria, Philodinida, Philodinidae. The record is from the annotation of a GenBank genome assembly.
AUGAAACAGUUUAUACUCUUUAUUUGUCUUCUUGUUGUUUUCCCAUGUUCAAUAACAGCAAGAGAUCCAACUCAAAGAGCUCUUAUGAAACAUUUAGCUCAAGCAGCGAAUAAACGUGGUUUAAUUUCAAAUGAAACAUUUAUUAGUACAAUGUUUCAAACAUUUCGAAGUCAUCAUCCUCGUCGAUAUCGAGCAUUGGAUAAUGAAACAGAACGUUAUCAGAUCUUUCAAAACAGACUUAAAGCAGCAAUUGAAAGUACUAUUGAAACAAAUCUUACAUUUACAUAUGGUCUUAAUAAAUAUUCUGAUUGGCCACCACAUGAAUUACAAGUUCUUCGUGGUACUCGUCCACCACCACCGACAACAGAAACUCAUUAUAUUACGAUGACUUUUUCUCGAACGAAACAAACCAAAUCAUCAAAUAAAAAGCAGCGUAAGGAGCCAUCACAAUCAUCGACAACAACACCUGCUACAUUAACUUCUACAACAUCUGCUACAUUUACUACUACAACACCUGCUACAGAUGUUUAUACAGUACCUGAUACAUUUGAUUAUACAACACGAGUAUCAGCAUUAAAUACUAAUGUAUCAAUUAUAAGACCAAUUAGAGAUCAAGGAUAUUGUGGAAGUUGUUAUGCAUUUGCUAUAAUUACCUUAUUCGAAGCUCAAUAUGCAUUUCAUUAUGGACAAGCAGCUAAUAUGAGUGAUCAACAAAUUAUUGAUUGUUCAACAGGUGAUUAUGGAUGUCGUGGUGGUUAUUUUGAUAAAUCAUUUGCUUAUGUACAAGGUUAUAAUUGGUAUCUAAAUAGUGCUUUAAAGUAUCCUUAUAGAGCUAAUGCUUCCACUUGUGCAGCUAAAACAACUGAUGGAUGGUCCGUUGGUAAUUCAGUUUAUCGUCAUAUAACACCAAAAAAUGUAACAGAUAUGCAAGAAGCACUUGUUACUUAUGGUCUUUUAUGGAUAAGUUUAUAUGUCGGUUCAGACUGUUCUGGUUCUGCAAAAUCAAAUUGUCCAGUAGACCCAACUGCUGCAAGCAAAAUUAUGGCUAAAUUUCAAGGUUAUACAAGUGGUGUUUUUAAAAUAGAUGGAUGUAUAACGUCAGCAUCUAAUAAUAAUCAUGCUAUGGUUAUUGUGGGAUAUGGACAUGAUUUAGAACUUGGCUUAGAUUAUUGGAAAUUACGUAACUCAUGGGGUGCUGAAUGGGGAGAAGAUGGUUACGUUAGAAUACAACGUGGAGUCAACAUGUGUAAUGUUGAAUCAGAUGCUUUUUUCAUUGCUAAACCAGCACCAUAG